UUGUAUCUCAAAUGUAGGCUUGUAGAUGUGUCCUCCUUGGUUACUGCUAUUCUUACUUUCCACACUCGCUGUAUCAAAGAGGUUGUUGUUGUAUCUCAAAUGUAGGCUUGUAGAUGUGUCCUCCUUGGUUACUGCUAUUCUUACUUUCCACACUCACUGUAUCAAAGACGAUCCGGGUGAUCAUGGUGAACAAUAUGAUGAUGAGGAAGACAGUUGUCGUGAUUCACAUCACGUCUUUGGGACAAUCGUCCAAGAUUAUCUUCAAAAAUUGAGUUGUGCAACCGAGCUAACAAUAGGAAAUUGGUUUAUAGAGGUCAUGUGCAUGUUGCAGUUCAAAGGAGUACAGAUUCCCGAACCGAAAUGCAAAUAUCUAACGCUAGAGGAGUUGCGUUUGGAAAAGUUUAAUUUGUUUGGAGUAGCUGGCCUUUUACGAGCCUUGCAUCAUAUGGAGACACUCUACAUAGACUUUGCUACUGCUAAGAUAACUUUCCUGGAACAUCCUCUCUUCUUACUCUGUUCAUUUUAUGAAGGUUUAACACCCUCUCCCGAGAAAAUACCCGACAUAGUCCCUUAUCUUUGUGAGUAGACUUAAAAUGGCCCCUUGUAUAUAA
This is a messenger RNA of Nicotiana tabacum (common tobacco), 611 nucleotides long. NCBI's taxonomy places the organism in Eukaryota, Viridiplantae, Streptophyta, Magnoliopsida, Solanales, Solanaceae. The record is from RefSeq and is a predicted model, not a curated record.